AUGGGCUUUAAAGAAUAUGUCAAGCGUCGAUCGCUAAGGGCGAGAGACGAUGCGAGGACGAGGGCGGCAGAACUCACGCUUCGAGAGUCACUCUACCCUAUCUGUUUAGUCACAAUUUUGUUUUUCCUCUGGGGGUUCUCAUAUGGCUUGCUAGACACAUUGAACAAGCAUUUUCAGAACACCCUUAAUAUCGAUCGCACGAGAUCAAGCGGUUUGCAAGCUGCAUACUUCGGCGCAUACCCCAUCGCCUCUCUCGGCCACGCGAACUGGAUCCUACGACACUAUGGCUACCGCGCAACCUUUAUCUGGGGACUUUUUCUCUACGGCGUCGGCGCCCUGAUUGCUUUCCCUUGUAUCCAGGCACGAUCUUUCGGCGGCUUCUGCGCAUCCAUUUUCAUCGUCGGGAACGGUCUCGGUUCCCUUGAAACCGCCGCAAAUCCCUACAUCACGGUCUGUGGUCCGCCCAAAUAUGCUGAGAUCAGGAUCAACAUCUCCCAAGCGUUCAAUGGCAUCGGUACCGUGAUCGCGCCAGUUCUGGGUUCUUAUGUUUUCUUUAAGUUCAGCGACGACGACGCCCUGCGCAAUGUACAAUGGGUUUAUGUCGCGAUUGCCAUCUUCGUGUUCAUUCUCGGUCUGGUGUUCUUCAUGUCAACAAUCCCGGAGAUCACCGAUGCAGACAUGGCUUUUCAGGCCAACGAGACGCAUGCCAAUGCGGACGAUAAACCUUUUUGGAAACAGUACCGCCUAUUUCAUGCGGCGUUUGCCCAGUUUUGCUACACUGGAGCGCAGGUCGCCGUGGCUAGCUAUUUCAUAAAUUACGUCACAGAAAACGGCACCACUGACGAUUCGUCAUUGGCUGCCAAAUACCUCUCGGUUGCUCAAGCGGCAUUUACCGUCGGUCGGUUCGGCGGCGUGUUCCUCAUGAAAUACAUACGGCCUCGAUGGGUUUUCCUUUUCUUCCUGGUCAUGUGCAUCAUAUUCAUCGGCCCCUCAAUCACCCAGCGAGGCGUCACGGGAAUGAGCAUGCUCUACGUUGUGCUGUUCUUCGAGUCCAUAUGUUUCCCCACUAUUGUCGCCUUGGGCAUGCGCGGUCUCGGCCGUCAUACUAAGCGAGGUUCUGGGUGGAUCGUGGCAGGCGUAUUUGGUGGUGCUAUCGUCCCGCCAUUGACUGGCGCUGCUGCUGAUGCUCACGGUACACCAUUGGCACAGGUGGUGCCAAUGAUGUUCUUCAUCGCGGCAUUGUCAUAUGCCGUGGCGGUCAACUUCGUUCCAGCUUACAGGGAUGUUGCUGAUGCAUUUUCUACCACUGACGUAGGGCUGACGGGACAUCACGAUGAUGUCGAAACUGCUGGUGGUGUGGUUGCCGAUGACAAGGCUGGCGAGAAAGGUCUCGAGUUGGAGCACGCAAAGUAG
Truncatella angustata is the source of this 1413-nucleotide messenger RNA. Its product is annotated as major facilitator superfamily domain-containing protein. Gene Ontology annotation, biological process: transmembrane transport. The transcript has 4 exons. NCBI's taxonomy places the organism in Eukaryota, Fungi, Ascomycota, Sordariomycetes, Amphisphaeriales, Sporocadaceae. Gene Ontology annotation, molecular function: transmembrane transporter activity. Bases 1 to 1413 code for a protein of 470 amino acids. The record is from RefSeq and is a predicted model, not a curated record.